This is a messenger RNA of Xenopus laevis (African clawed frog), 3979 nucleotides long. RefSeq names its product protocadherin alpha 13 S homeolog (gene pcdha13.S). Gene Ontology annotation, biological process: cell adhesion; homophilic cell-cell adhesion. The record is from RefSeq and is a predicted model, not a curated record. Gene Ontology annotation, cellular component: membrane; plasma membrane. Gene Ontology annotation, molecular function: calcium ion binding. The coding region runs from base 166 to 3027 and encodes 953 amino acids. The transcript is spliced from 4 exons. Lineage: Eukaryota; Metazoa; Chordata; Amphibia; Anura; Pipidae.
GGGAGGGAGCGAGUAGAAAGUAGAGGGAGGUGAGGGAAGGAUCACACAAGUCUGGCGGCAGCAGCAGUUGGAAGAUCACGUUUAUCUCACUGAGUUGGAUCAGCAGCUGCCGGGGUCUCCCCUCUGUGUCACAGACUUCAGCUCUCAGUCCCGCCGGUCUCGGACAUGUUGCUUUGCGGGGGCCUCGGGCAGCACCUGGGACAGCUCCUCGCGCUCCUCUUCACUUGCUGCUCGGCUCGGGCUUCCAGACAGAUCCGCUACUCAGUGCCGGAGGAACUGGAACACGGGGCGUUCGUGGGGAACAUCGCGGAGGAUUUGGGGCUGGACAUGUCCGACUUGUCUCCGAGGCGCUUCCGAGUCGUGUCCGGGACCAACAAGCAGCACCUGGAGGUGAAUCUGGAGAACGGGAUCCUGUUCAUCAACGAGAAGAUCGACCGGGAAGAAGUUUGCGAGGCGCAGCCGGUGUGUCGGGUGCAGGUGCAGGCGCUGCUGGAGAACCCGCUGCAGUUGUACCGGGUGGAGGUGGAGGUGCUGGACAUCAACGACAACGCCCCGAGCUUCCCCUGGCAGGACUAUGUGCUCGAGGUGUCCGAGUCGGCGACCCCCGGUUCUCGUUUCCCGCUGGAGAGCGCGCAGGACCCGGACGUCGGCAGCAACUGUCUGAGGAGCUACAAACUCAGCCCCAACGGCUUCUUCUCCCUCCAGGUCCAGAGCAGGAGCGACGGCAGCAAAUUCGCCGAGCUGGUCCUGGAGAGACCUCUGGACCGGGAGCAGCAGAACAGUCACCGGCUUCUACUCACCGCCAUGGACGGGGGUCGGCCGGAGAGGUCGGGGAGCGCAGUGGUGACGGUCAGUGUUCUGGACGCCAAUGAUAACGUGCCCAGCUUCCAGCAGUCUCUGUACCGGGUGAGUCUGGAGGAGAAUGUGCCCCUGGGGACCCUCGUGAUUCAGCUGAACGCGACUGACCUGGACGAGGGAACGAACGGGGAGAUCGAGUACUCGCUGAGCGGACACGCGGCGCAGAAGGUGCGGGAGCUGUUCCUGGUGGAGCCCCGCACUGGUCACGUGAGAGUCAAGGGGCUUCUGGACUACGAGAAAUGCAACGUGUACGAAGUUUAUAUUCAGGCCAAGGACCGGGGCCCCUCGGCGGUGUCAGUUCAUUGCCGGCUGCUCGUCAGUCUCCUGGAUGUCAAUGACAAUUCCCCGGAGAUCGUUCUCACCUCGGUCUCCUCUCCGGUCAUGGAAGACGCUUCCCCGGGGACUGUCAUUGCCGUGAUCAGCGUCACGGACCGAGACUCGGGGGACAACGGGGAGCUGGACUGUCGCAUCGCCCACAACGUCCCGUUUGAGCUGCACUCGUCCUACAAGAACUACUUCACCCUGGUGACCACCGAGCGGCUGGACCGGGAGCAGGUGCCCGAGUACAACAUCAGCAUCAGCGCCACAGACUCGGGCUCCCCCGCGCUCACAACUAAUAAAGUCAUCCACGUGCGGGUCAAUGACGUCAAUGACAACAGCCCCGCCUUCCCGCAGCCCUCCUAUACGGUGUAUGUCCCUGAGAAUAACCCGCCGGGCGCCUCCAUCUGCUCCGUCACCGCCUCCGACCCCGACUACAGCCACAACGCCUUUUUGUCUUAUUCCAUCGCGGAGGGUGAGAUCCAGGGGAUGCCCGUGGCCACUUACGUCUCCAUAAACUCGGACACCGGCAGCAUCUAUGCCCUGCGCUCCUUCGACUUCGAGCAGAUCAGGAACUUUCAGAUCAGGGUUCAAGCGCAAGACGCCGGCUUCCCCCCUCUGAGCAGCAAUGUGACAGUCCAUGUCUUUAUUCUGGAUCACAAUGACAACGCCCCCGUGAUUGUCUCCCCCCUGCCCAAGAAUGGAACCCUGGCCACUGACCUCAUCCCCAGAGACGCCGACCCCGGUUAUCUGAUUGGCAAGAUCACAGCUAUGGACGCUGACUCUGGCCAGAACUCUCGCCUGUCCUACCAGAUCAUCCAAGUCACCGACUCGACUCUCUUUAGCAUCUCAUUGUACUCGGGGGAGCUGAGGACUAUCCGUGUCAUAACUGAGCGAGAUGCCACCAAACACCGGCUGCUCAUCCAGAUCAGAGACAAUGGGCAACCUGCCCUCUCCACUUCACUUUCCCUACUCCUCACUGUUGUAGACAACAUUCCCGACAGCCACUCUGAGUUUAAUGAUGUGCCUUUAAAUCCAGACCCUGCCACCUCCUCCCUCACUCUCUAUUUAAUUGUGUCCCUUGGCUCAGUCUCCUUCACCUUCCUGGUGGCCAUCAUUGUCCUCACUGUCAUCAAAUGUCGCAAAGACCGGCUCUCCCUGCAGGAUUACAAGUGCUCCCUCCCUACCUGUUGCUGUAUGACAUCUGAUUCAUCUGGAGGGGUCUUUAAAAACUCAAACAUCAACUUACAGAUCUCCUCUGGGAAUAAAGUGCAGACCAACUGCAUGGAGACCACGCCUCCAAAUUAUUGUUACAAAGUUUGUCUGACCCCGGAAUCGGCCAAGAGCGACUUCAUGUUCCUAAAACCUUAUAACUCCACUACCCAAAACAAUGAAAAGGUUCCCGAAAAGGUGGCCCCUGGGAGGACUGGGCAUGCAGUUAACAAAGCAGUCAACGAGAUAAAACUUCCAAAUACUGACUGGUCCCCUCAAAAGGAACAGAAGCCAAGCCUGAAAAGUUCUCAGAGUCUUGAAGACCUUGGAACUCGAAAAGGUUCAAAAAAAGACCACGACAGACUACGAACACUAGUUUCCCCUGUCACUGAUAUAAAAAAGAAGACGACAACAUCAAAUGAAGUGUGGAGCCCUAAGUAUGGCCUACAGUUCCAGCAGCAAGGGCCAAGCCUAGACUAUCAACAUAAUGUUUAUAUUCCCGGGACACCGACAUUACUAGCUAACAAGCAAGGCUUAUUGGAGGAGAAAAACAGUUUUUCCACUUUUGGAAAGAAGCGAAGAAUGUCCUGUUAUGGCGAAGUGCGUGAUGAUAUGAUGAUCAACAACGAUUUGAAAUGAGAAGGGAUCCGACGGCAAGAGACAAAACACAUCAGGUGGACAAAUGUUUUAUCACUUGCUGAGAACUCUGUCUGAACUCUUCUACCUGACGCCGGCAUUGUGUGAUGAGCUUGAAGAGCACUGGGACAGGCUGCAAUCGAUAACGUGCAAUAGAAAGAGGACAUCUGAAAUGAACUGGAGCACUUGAAAUGAAAGUACUUUUGGUAAAAUAAUUAAUGGGGCCAAAAAAAUACCUAAAGACAAUGAAGAAAAACAAAUGCUGGGGGAGUGGUGGGCUGAGUUAAUAGGCAGGAGGUAAUUUCAUGCCGGGAAACAGUUUCAAUGUGGGUGAGAAUGAAAGAGUUGUCUGUGUGUAAAAAGCAAUUUUCUCCGUCUGCCGUCAACCGCAAGACUUUCUUGAGGACUGAUGUGAAUGAAGAGGCAUCCAUUCUGAAAUGUCAUUUCCACUUGUGGCCUUUGGCGAUUUUCAUUUAGUGACAGCUCUGUCCUUCAUUGUUAAUAUCUGAAUAUACUCAGUGGAACUAUAUAUAUAUAUAUCUAUUUUUUGUUAGUGCUGUAUGUUGUGUUUCUGUUCUGCAGAUGGAGGAUCUGCUUCUUGGCAAUCUAUACCUCCGGAAUGAGUGAAAGAUUCUUAAUGCAGUUACCUCUCAAUGCAUAUGUGCGGAUGUGUGUGUAUUUAUAUAUAUAUAUACAUAUAACAUUUUUAACUCUGUGACAUUUUUAACUAACACUUGUGUUAAAGAGAACUGUACUCACUGUGACGUUAAAGGCAAUAUGCAAAAGUAUUUUAUCCGUUAUAAAAGCAAAAUAUUCUGAAGCAAACCCUUUAUACACCUUCAACUAAAACAGAGGCCAAACGACUACUGAUAUUAGGUGCAGACGUGUUUUAAUCACACAGGGAAUGGUGACUUUAAAGGAACAGUAACACCAAAAAAUUUAAUUGUUUUAAAGU